GCGGGGGCUCGCGGCGCGUGCGCGGACAUGCGCCCCUAGAUGGGCGCGCGCGCGCGCGGCCCUCGACCCGCGGGGGACCGCGUCCCUCCCCGACCCCCGAGCGCCGGUGCAUGGCAAUCAUUUCAAGCAAAGUCAACCGAAAAUCUGAGUCAUUACACCAGGCACCUGUGUAAGGAAACUGGACUGUAAAAAUUCACCAUGGCUUAUGGCUUGCCAAGAAAGAACACAAUGGAAACCAUUUUGCGGUGCAAUUGUUAUGAAGUCCAGGACCCCUGGGAACUUGCACUGCUUACAGAGACCUGGCACACGAAACUAACCAGCAUCAAGUUGCCUUUCUUGGAAGAAAUUGCAUUUGGUAGUUUGAUACGCCUCAAAAAAUGUCAAACCAGUGAGGACGGUGUGCUCCCUUCAGCAGAAUCCAUCCGACUUGAAAGGGAGUAUGAAAUGAGGCGUUUGAAUAACCUGAACCAUCAGGAAAACACAGCCGAGGAGGUUCAGUUUUCCCUGAGGGCAAGGCCGGGUGGCUUGAGAAGACCGCUUCCGCCCAAGUGCUGGGCGUCUCGUAGCUGAGUCUGCGCUCUGUGCCUUCCGCUUCCAAAGAGCACCAAGGGCCCCGACCUUGCACUGUGUGAAGUUGGGUGCAGACAUCGCUCGACCCCCGGCAGGUGCGCCAGCUCCCGUGGGGUAGCGGACAGCUCGGACAGACCUUCUGGAUCCCCGCCAUGUACUGGUACCUUCAUAGCAGAAGGGACAGCACGGCAGCUUUUCUCUCUGCCAAACAUUGCAUCCUGGCUCUUUGAAAUCCCCACUGAGUUUGGAGAAAUCAUGUCUUGGCAUCUACCCGACUUUCCUGGAACACAAUGGAAUUUGCUGACAACGUACCAGCCGCUCCGCUUGAUAAUAAGUCUGCCUGUCUCAUUGCACUUCAGUAUUCAGUGUGGUGUCUGCCGUGAUGCUGGGCCUGCUCAUGUUCUCCUUGGGCUGCUCGGUGGAGAUCCGGAAGCUAUGGCUGCACAUCAGGAGACCCUGGGGCAUCGCCGUGGGACUGCUCUGCCAGUUUGGGCUCAUGCCUCUUCUAGCCUAUCUCCUGGUCAAGAGCUUCUCUCUGAAGCCGGUCCAUGCAGUUGCUCUCCUCAUCAUGGGGUGCUGCCCAGGGGGAACCGUCUCCAACAUUUUCACCUUCUGGGUGGAUGGAGAUAUGGACCUCAGCAUCAGUAUCACCACCUGCUCCACGGUGGCCGCCCUGGGAAUGAUGCCGCUCUGCCUCUACCUCUACACCUUGUCCUGGAAUCUUGAGCAGAGGCUCACCAUCCCGUACCAGAACAUGGGUCUGUAUCGGGCUCGUGACGUGAACGCAGUAAUUGUAAGGUUAACGGCGAUGGCUGUUGUUUGCCAUGGGUCUCCUCUACACCAAGUCUCCAAGAAACCCUACAGGAUAGAUUCGUUUUUUCCAUUAUUAUGGCAUUUUUUAUUACUCAGUUACAUUUAUAGUUGUGCAGUGAUCCUGACAGCCAAAUCCUACAGUAUGGACUCUUACCAGUUUCAUUUCCUGUAUUUUCAGGAUUAGGGAAGUUCAAUGGCUUGACCCACCAAGGUUAUGCAGCUGGUAAAUGCAGAACUGGAGUUCUAACUCAGGAAUCUGAUGGAAAAGUCCAAGCUCUGAACCCUUACAAGAGUUCACUUUUAAAAAGGAGGUCAGAAAACCUACUCAUUAAAAAACAAGCAACCCUCAGGAGUUCCCUGGUGGUCUAGUCGUUAGGACUCAGCCCUUUCACUGCUGCAGCCUGGGUUCAAUCCCUAGGUGGAACCAAGAUCCUACAUCAAGCUACUGCACACUGCCCCCCGCCUCCCCCAAAAAACAACCCGCAAACCAAACCACCUUUACAUCAUUCAGUAGAAGACGUUAGACUCACGUGAGCCGCAGGUUAGCUGAGUCACAGUGGCUUUAGCUCCCCAGCUCUACCUUUUAUCUCACCGUGAGCCUUGACUUCUUCACUGAGCCGGGUAAACUAAUCAUCCUGAUAACUAAUCAUUGAAGCAUAGUCACUUGUCACACCGCACUGUCUCGCUUUCAUUAUCUCCUUAAACUCUGCCCUUUUUCUAGAGAGCUCCGUGGACUUACUAGGAUUGUAAGAAAAACCUGGCGAGAUGACGUGCGUGUUCUGGUUUGAUCAGAGUCUUUGGAGGAUUGGUAGGAACUGCGAUGCUUAAAGUCUAAAGUGUCCAUCUGGAGUCGCAAGUAAUCUCUUAGUGGGAUCACAACCCCUGGCCCGCAGUUCAAAACCGUGAACAGCCUCCUCCUGGGAAUAGCUUAAGCCCACUGAACUUGUAAAAUUUGAGGGAAAUCUUAAUUUAGAAAUCAUGACUUUACAGGUAACUUUUUCUGAUCACUCAUUUACCUGUUUUUUCUUUCCUUCUCUCUUUUUUUUCAUUCUGUGGCAUGUGGAAGUUCCAGGGCCAGGAAUUGAACCCUCACUGUAGCAAUGAUCAGAACUGCUGCAGUGACAGUGCUGGAUCCUUAACCCACUGAGCCACAAAGGAACUCCUACUAUCUUCUGUUUUGAUAAUGUAUUCUAAAAGACUCUUGUAAAGAAUUAAAGCCCAAAACGUUACAAACAAUUCAUAACUUCGGAGCCGUAUUGCAAACAGCCAGACUGGGGAAGCGGAACUGGAAAAUGCCCGUGUGCGGAUCUCUGCUCUGUCGAGCCUGCCCUCAGGGUCUUUAUUCACUUGUGUGAAUUAAAAGGCAUUUUUCUACCUGCCUUUGGGUUACCUGGCUUCAUCAGCAGAGACGAGCCCUUGCUUUGGCUUCUGUCACACAUGCUGUUUUGGUCUUGUAAUAAGCAAAUCACCCGCUGGCUUCAAAUAGAGAAAUUAGAGCUAGAGUCGUCGAGUGCUGACCCCACACAGCCACCAAAGCAUGUCGCAGACGUCCAAGGCUCCUCCUGUUUCUAAUCCUUGUUUUUACUUGUCUCUCAAAUUCCCUGCUGUUGUCAGAGGGAUUCUGAGAGCAAUGACAGACCCUGUAUGGUGGCAUUCAGUAUCUGUACCCUCCAAAGACCGUCUUCCAAAGAUCUGAAACAAAAAUUCGGAGGUGCAGGCAGAAAUAAAAAGCGGCUUUAAUGACAGCUUUUAUCUAAUUGGAAUGGACAUCAAGGGUGGCGAGGCGGGCCGUCGGGGUCCGCGGGGACCCGUCUGACAGAUCUUUCUUCUCCUCAGGAAUCACCCUCAUGUGCCUGGCCAUUCCGGUGGCCUUCGGCAUCUGUGUGAAUUACAAGUGGCCCAAACAGUCCAAAAUUAUUCUCAAGGCUGGGGCCAUCGUUGGCGGGGUCCUUCUCUUGGUGGUCGCGGUUGCUGGUGCGGUGCUGGCCAAAGGAUCUUGGAGUUCAGACGGCGUUCUUCUGACCAUCAGCUUCAUCUUUCCUUUGCUCGGCCACGUCACGGGCUUUCUGCUGGCUCUUCUUGCCCACCAGUCUUGGCAGAGGUGCAGGACGAUUUCCCUCGAAACCGGGGCUCAGAACAUUCAGAUGUGCAUCACCAUGCUUCAGUUAUCUUUCACUGCCGAGCAGCUGGUCCAGGUGCUCAGCUUCCCUUUGGCCUACGGACUCUUCCAGCUGCUGGAUGGAUUUCUCAUUGUUGCCGCGUAUAAAAUGUACAAGAGGAGCCUGAAGAACAAACACAGCAGCAGGAGCCCAGGUUGUGCAGACACCUGCCACGAGAAGAGGUCCACUUGCCCCGCCGAGACCGGUGCUUUCUUAGAGGUGAAUGAAGAGGCUGCUCUGACUCCCGGGCCAGCAGGCCCAUGGAUCUCCACUAGGCUCUAGAGCCAGCUGGCCACACCACACGUGCCAAGUGGGGACCUGCUGGCUCGAGGGGCCCCUGUCUUCCUCAGCGGCCAGUAAAGACAGCGCAGAGCCCAUGGGCAAAGCUCGCUGGCAGGGCUCACGGGAAUGUUUGCGUGUCAAAUGUUAACAUAUUUAUGUUUCGUGUGGGUGUGAGUUGGUGCAGGAUCCCGUUCUGAGGGUGUGUGCUGCCUCUUUCAGGUUGUUCCUCUCGGGUUCACGGUGUAUUGUCUGGCUGCUCUGUGCGCUUGUUUCCUCCCACAGUGAGGAGCCGUCCCCGCUGGUGUGCGAGGUUGUCCUCAGAUUGUGACUUUUCGUCUCACCUGACUUGCCACUCUGCACAGAUGUCACCUCAUCCUGCAGGGCAGGGACAGAGUCGGGACCACUUGACUUCUGGACUUGGGGCAAGUCCUUUGGGGCAUCGGGGAGGAAGCAUACAGCUCAAAAAAAACAGGGUCUUUUCUCAGAUGAUGGUUAACUUUUUAACGGCUUGAAAAAAAAGUUUGAAUUGUAGAUGUAACGUAAGCCUAGAGGGAAUUUAAAGAACACUUGAGCUUCCUGGCCCUGGAGACAGGCGUGUGUCUGUUCUUCUGUUACGUCACUUUAAAAACACUGAGCUGGUUCCGCAUAUACUGUUUCGUAAAUCACUUAGUGACCUGCGACGGAGCAUCUUUACGAGUCAGUCCCUGUUGACCUACCUCAUUCCGUGCAACAGCGGCUUCAUGGAAGGAUUCCGGUGCUUGGAAGGACGGCGGUUUAAACCUGUUCCUUCUUCAGGGACCCCUAGCUAGCUUUCGACUUGUUGGUAUCACAGCGCUGCCACCAACCCCGGUGUCUUCAUGCAGAUCUUUUUGUCGGAUCACUUUCUAGACUUGAACCGCCAGGCUGACUGCACAUUAGAAUGUUGGGCACAGAGCCCUCUGGCAGCGAUGCCUCGCGGUGCUUGCCCGCGUCUGGUUUCCCAGUCCCACCCGUCUUAAGAAGGAGCAUUCUGCUUUGUGAAGAUAGCUCAUUUAAAACUGCACUGUUAAAAUUAUGAGUAUUUUUUCAUGACCGUUUGCUUUUUUAUGUCCUUUGCCAGCUUCUGUAUUGUCAUUUUUCCUUUUUUUUGUCUUUUUGCCUUUUCUAGGGCUGUUCCCGCGGCAUAUGGAGGUUCCCAGGCUAGGGGGUCCAAUCGGAGCUGUAGCCACCAGCCUACGCCAGAGCCACAGCAACUCGGGAUCCAAGCCGCGUCUGCGACCUAUACCACAGCUCCUGGCAACGCCGGAUCCUUAACCCACUGAGCAAGGCCAGGGAUCGAACCCUCAACCUCAUGGUUCCUAGUCAGAUUCGUUAACCACUGCGCCACGACGGGAACUCCUGUUUUUCCUUUUUUGAUUGAUGCAUUUUAACAGUGUACAGACAGUGACCCUUUGCCUGAUGUUUUGUCAAUAUAUGACCUACUCUUGUCUUCUGUUUUUGUAUGUCUUUUGCUGUAGAGAAGUUUUAUAUUUUUUACAUGUUCUGCUGUAUUAGUCUUUUUAGAAAUGUUUUUGACCUUAAUAUCUGUCAAAUGUUAGACUGUUUAUCUUUUUGUGUAGAUGGUCAAGUGUAAAGGGAUCUCUUUUCGACAACGUAUUUGGCCCUUUCUCAGGGAGCUCUCUCGGGGUCUGUAACAUACUUACUAGCUGCAGUGGAUACUGUCUGGCUGUAGCUAAACCCCAUCCUCCUCUGUUCAUACGUUAUUAAAAAUAUUCCCCAUCUGUUUUUCUGUUACUUUUCUGGACUAA
This is a messenger RNA of Sus scrofa (pig), 5611 nucleotides long. The record is from RefSeq and is a predicted model, not a curated record. NCBI's taxonomy places the organism in Eukaryota, Metazoa, Chordata, Mammalia, Artiodactyla, Suidae.